Paramecium pentaurelia is the source of this 1287-nucleotide messenger RNA. The record is from the annotation of a GenBank genome assembly. Lineage: Eukaryota; Ciliophora; Oligohymenophorea; Peniculida; Parameciidae.
AUGAAGAUGGAUCUAUAAUUAUAUGGUCUUUAAAUCUCAUAUCAAAUCCAAAAUAUUUGUUUAAACUUAGGAAACAUAUGCAAGCUAUAUCAAGUAUGGUUGUGCAUCAAAUUAAGGAAGACUUAAUCAUAAGUGGCUCUUUUGAUAAAACCAUCAAUAUUUGGUUAAAUCGAUCUUCUCCAUCUUCACAUUCUUGAUGGUAGUGUAUAUAAACCAUUAAUUAACAUUAAGAUUUGGUUUAUGGAUUAUCUAUAAACAAAGAGGGAAAUGCUUUACUUUCUUGUAGUAUAGAUAAUUAAAUAUUAAUAAUGCAAGGAUCAAGAUAAAUGGAAUGGCAAAUAAAAUAGAAGAUUAAAUUAGAUGGGGAAGGAUCUAGAAUAGGUUUAUUACUAAUGGACUUUUUACAUUUUAAUCAAGAAUACCUAGAAAUCCUCUUUUCUUAUACUAGCUUGAUGAAAAUACAUAAGUGUUCAACAAAUUAUUAGAUAUUAUUGUAAAAGAUAGUCUUCCCUCUUGUUUAUAUAUAUAAUAAACAAAUUCUUAUAUCUAAAAUGGAUAGAAAGUUAAUUUAAUAAAAUUAACAUUCUAUCCAUCAAAUUAAAUACUCAAUUAAAUUUAAUCAAUAGAUUAUGGAUUCAAACCAAACCAAAGGGCUGGCUAUUUGGUAUUGUUAUACAAGAUGGGGAGUAUUUGAUCACCUUGGAUCAAAAGUCUAAGAACAUUUAAAUGCGAUCAAAUUUAGAAAACAUAAUCAAAUAAGAAUAAAACUGAAAUAUAUUAUAUUUAUAUUUUCGAAACUAUUAAAAAUCAUAUUGUAAUUACUCUUGGAUCGUCAAUAAAUCUAAAUGAAACUAUGUAGUGGGGAAUCAACUAAUAGUAUUAGAGUAUUUACAGUUAAUAUAAUAGAAAAGUGAUCCAGUUUGAAUGGUGAAAAAGAGAAUUAAAAUCAGAUAAUUUUGUUUUAGUGUGUGGGUAUUAACUAAUGAUACCUUUGUAUUUUAACAAGUUUCUAAAAAUUGGAAUUGGAUACCACAUUUUAAUGUUUAUACAUAAAAUGAAUAUUUAUUGCAAAGAACAAUUCCUUUCAAUAGUAGAGAGAAAUCCUGCUUUAAUAAUUUCCCUUUCUUAUUUAAUAGAUAAAAAUGUAUACUUUUUGUGAAGAAUGGAAAUUACAUCAAUUUAUUUAAAAAUACUGAUGGAAAAUUUAAACAACGAUAAAAGCAAGUUUUUUUGAUAUCACAACCAUAUUAGUACUUAAGCCAUAAACAAAAUUUUAAGUAAAGAUGA